AUGAAGGGCCUCAGCCGCCUUGAUGUCUUCCCGAAAUUCGACACGCGGUUCGAGCAGGAUGCUCGGCAGCGUACGGCGCUUGGUGGCGUUCUCUCCAUGGCGUCCAUUCUCAUAAUUACUUUCCUCGUCGUGGGUGAGAUUCGCUAUUUCCUCUCCACCGUGGAACAGCAUGAGAUGUACGUUGAUCCGCAUAUCGGCGGUAUCAUGCACAUGAAAGUAAACAUUACGUUCCCACGGGUGCCGUGCGACCUCAUGACAGCGGACGCCAUUGAUGCCUUUGGUGAGUAUGUAGAAAAUGUUGUGACGGAUACUGCCAAGGUGCGUGUGGAUUCAAGUACGCUGAAGCCUCUCGGUAAGGCACGGCAACUGGUCGAUUUGAAGAAACAGCCGACGAAUGGUAAUGAAACGGGCAAUGAGAACUGUCCAACUUGCUACGGGGCAGAGAAGAACCCAGGGGAAUGCUGUCACACCUGUGAUGAUGUGCGGCGAGCUUUCGCGGAGCGCCAGUGGGAGUUCCACGAAGACGAUGUCAGUAUCGCGCAGUGUGCACAUGAGCGCCUGAAGGUAGCGGCAGACAGCGCGUCUGCGGAGGGGUGUAACUUGCACGCCUCCUUUAGUGUUCCGCGAGUGACGGGAAACAUUCAUUUCGUACCUGGGCGUAUGUUCAAUUUUUUUGGUCAGCACCUGCAUAGUUUUAAAGGGGAAACAAUACGAAAACUGAAUUUGAGUCAUAUUGUACAUGCGUUAGAGUUUGGCGAGCGGUUUCCAGGACAAAACAACCCCAUGGACGGGAUGGUGAACGCGCGUGGGGUGAAGGAUCCAUCUGAGCCACUGAUUGGCCGUUUCACUUAUUUUGUAAAAGUUGUGCCUACGCUUUACCAAGUCGUUUCAAUGGCCAACACUGGGAACUUAGUGGAAUCUAACCAGUACUCCGUCACGCAUCACUUCACUCCGAGUUGGGCCGCCCCCAAGGAAGGCGAGACGGACAACCCCAACAGCGAUCCGCUGGUCGUGCCGGGAGUGUUCAUAUCAUACGAUAUCUCUCCCAUUCGCGUCUCAGUCACGCGUACGCACCCAUAUCCAUCCAUUGUGCAUCUGGUGUUGCAAUUGUGUGCCGUGGGCGGUGGCGUUUACACGGUGACCGGCCUUAUUGACUCCCUCUUCUUCCACGGUAUUAAGCGGGUUCAGGAGAAGAUAAACAGAGGGAAGCAGUUUUGA
Messenger RNA from Trypanosoma brucei brucei TREU927, 1218 nucleotides. RefSeq lists its product as hypothetical. Gene Ontology annotation, cellular component: endoplasmic reticulum; COPII-coated ER to Golgi transport vesicle. The record is from RefSeq and is a predicted model, not a curated record. NCBI's taxonomy places the organism in Eukaryota, Euglenozoa, Kinetoplastea, Trypanosomatida, Trypanosomatidae. The transcript has a single exon. The coding region runs from base 1 to 1218 and encodes 405 amino acids.